Messenger RNA from Nicrophorus vespilloides, 972 nucleotides. RefSeq lists its product as uncharacterized. Bases 402 to 854 code for a protein of 150 amino acids. The record is from RefSeq and is a predicted model, not a curated record. NCBI's taxonomy places the organism in Eukaryota, Metazoa, Arthropoda, Insecta, Coleoptera, Silphidae. The transcript is spliced from 2 exons.
CUUUCAUUACCAACGAAAUAAAACAAUAAGAAAAUGAUAAUUAUAUCUUUAACAUUAGAUGCAAAAGAUAAUAGAUAUUCGUUGACAAAUUUAGGAUAUUUCCCGAACUGUAUACAACUGACAUUAUAAUAGUAUAAAUAAAGCUACUGCAUUUGAGGGCAUUGUUCAUUACGCUAAUCAAUGCACAAUAGAUGUAAGUAAUUUUUAUUUUUGUCUUAAUAAAACUAAUGCGAUCGCACAUUUAUAACCAAUGAUACAUUGCGUACGACCGGAAACAAGUUGAUUAGUUAUCGUGUUGUUGUUGUUAAUAGCGAGCCUGGAAAACCGAUAUAAUAAUUGCAUUGUACAUUUCGUGCUUCUAUUAGAAAGUUUAACAAACAGUUUGAAAAGUUCUCGGCGACAUGUGUGCUGCGUUCGACAAACAACUGUACAAAUGUGGGAUUGAAUUUCUGGGAUUGGACUACGUGAAGCGAAUCUGCAGCUACCGUGGGGUUGGCGAUGAGUUCGCCAGGCACGUGAGGAAGGUCCACGUCGACAGUUGGUUCACGUUGAACGAUGGUCAGAUCACGUUCCAAUGGAAACUCCCGUACGUUGGAAACCGAAUGAACAUAUGCGUCCUACAUUCGGAUAACAAGGACUACCUCUACAAAGUCCAUUAUCAGAAGGAAUCGCAAAGUCUUCGUCACAUCGUGGUUUGUUUGGAUGACAUCGAAGAGGAGCAGCAGCAGAUCGACGAAGUCACGAAUGUUAAUGGAGGCAAACACAUCGGGAUCUGUCGAAUAGUGAAGGCCUGCGAUAAAAGCAGACAUCUUCAGUGGAAGAUUAAUUUAUCGCAAGAGUUGAGAAUGAAAUGAUUAUAUGAAUAUUACGAAAUAUUAUUAUGUUGUUAAGUGAAAAAAAAAAUUUGAUAUAUUUAUGAUAAUUAGGUUAUGUUACAAUUUAUUUAUUUCCUAGUAAAAACGAUGCAACGAU